Aspergillus niger is the source of this 741-nucleotide messenger RNA. RefSeq lists its product as uncharacterized. NCBI's taxonomy places the organism in Eukaryota, Fungi, Ascomycota, Eurotiomycetes, Eurotiales, Aspergillaceae. The transcript has 3 exons. Gene Ontology annotation, molecular function: protein binding. The record is from RefSeq and is a predicted model, not a curated record. The coding region runs from base 1 to 741 and encodes 246 amino acids.
AUGUCUGCCAAUCGAGCAAGGCGUAUCGCCAAAGAGAUCGCCGACAUCCACGCCGACACACAGUCGCAAAUCACGGCUGAACCACUGCACGGUGGGGAGGAUCUUACACAUCUUCGAGGCACGUUCCCAGGGCCUCCAGGAACACCCUAUGAAGGUGGAACCUAUACCAUCGACAUUAAAAUCCCCAACGAUUAUCCAUUUCGGCCUCCCCACAUGAAGUUUGUAACCAAGGUCUGGCAUCCCAACGUCAGCAGUCAAACAGGUGCCAUCUGCCUAGACACUCUUUCCACUGCGUGGUCGCCGGUGCUCACCAUCAAGUCUGCCCUUCUGUCACUGCAAUCCCUGCUAAGCACACCCGAGCCCAAAGAUCCUCAAGAUGCCGAGGUCGCCACGAUGCUCCUUCGGAGACCGCAGGAAUUUGCACGAGUUGCUCAGGAGUGGGCUGUGAUGUAUGCAGGAGCUCCCAGAAGGCAUGCAGGUGAAGGCAGCGGCGGUGUGACAGACGAAACUCUUCGACUGCAGGAGAUCAAGUCGAAAGAAGAACAGGAACAAGAGGACUUAAGCAAGUACGACGGCUACAACAAAGACUUGAUCGACCGAUUCUGUAACAUGGGAUUUGACGUCGAGCGCGUUGUAGCCGCAUUCAAAUACUACGGCAUUGAUCGAAUGGACGGAGAAGACUACGAGCUGGAGGAGGCGUACAUGGGAGACAUUACAGCGCGGCUCCUCGGCGAGCCGUAG